AUGUCAAGCAUCCAGGACGAGUUAAAUAUACUGUAUAGUGCUUUGCGUCAACAACGUAUUGUACUGUAUGCAGAUGCUGCUGCACUAACUUGGGUAGCCUAUGACAUUCUCCUUACCGCUUCCCAGGAACUUAAAGUUAUUUGGAGAGGGAAAGUCUCAUUAGCAAAGUUCUUUUAUUUCAUUGCUCGUUAUUACCCCUUGGCUAUGCUUAUUAUGAAUAUGGCCGUUGGAACUAACACAAGUGAUAUGAGUGAUACAUUAGCCCCAACUGCGGUUUCAUACGCUGUUGAUGCAUUGUUGAUAAUACGCCUGUAUGCAUUAUACAACAAGAACAGGCUGUUGUUAGGGGGUUUAUUAAUACUGUAUUUCGGCUGUCUUGUUACUGUCCCUGACGUGAUUGAGAACUCGAUUGCAGCCUGGACCAUUAGCCUAUUCCCACAACUAAAGACUUUCAUCUCCCAUGACUUGACCAUGGGAAAUAUUGCAGAAGAAGGUUCAACCAGAGGAACAAUUUUACACGCGUUACGCCAGACCCGCAAGCUAUCUCCGCUCUUCUCGCUUUUCAUGAGGGAUGGUACAUUUGCAUUCUUAGUGGUCUUCGCGGUAGUCCUUGUGAACUUAAUCUUUGCGGUAGCUGCCAAUAAAGGACCAAUAGAGCAGAUGGGUACUCCGUGCUUAUUAGCUGCAGACGCUGUCCUGGCAUCGCGUCUCGUUCUGAAUCUUGGAGGCUUUCUCGAUUCAUCUCCAGUUGUAACAAACUCCGGUGGAACAAGAGAUACUCACGGUCGUCCAACUAUGUCCGAGAAUCUCGGGACACUUCAGUUUGCAGACCGUCAAAAUUGUGAGGGCCAGAUGACGGUGACAACGUCAAUGGGGGAGCACGGCUUUGUUGCAUCAGAGCACAGGGAAGAUACGAGUAGUUAG
This is a messenger RNA of Fomitiporia mediterranea MF3/22, 924 nucleotides long. RefSeq lists its product as uncharacterized. Bases 1 to 924 code for a protein of 307 amino acids. The transcript has 14 exons. NCBI's taxonomy places the organism in Eukaryota, Fungi, Basidiomycota, Agaricomycetes, Hymenochaetales, Hymenochaetaceae. The record is from RefSeq and is a predicted model, not a curated record.